Messenger RNA from Paramecium pentaurelia, 636 nucleotides. NCBI's taxonomy places the organism in Eukaryota, Ciliophora, Oligohymenophorea, Peniculida, Parameciidae. The record is from the annotation of a GenBank genome assembly.
UAUGAGUGAAGAAGAUUUAAUUAUGACUAAAAUGAAAUUACAAACAUACAAGAUUACUAAAGAUAGUAAUGAUAAACUCAAAACUCAAAUAUCUGAAAACGAUGAACAAAUUUAAAAGAUGAGAGAUCUAAUAGAAGAAAUAAAAUAAAAAAAUAUAGAAAUAAAAUAGGAGUUUGUAAAUUAGGAUUUGGUAUAAAUAAAGAAUAAAUUUAGGAAAUUUAAAAUUUGGGGAAGGAAUUUUAAUUAAUCAAAAAUGAAAAUGAUGCUUAAAUUUAUAAAUUGAAAGAUUAAUUAAUAAAAUAUGAACAAAGAUAUAGUGAAUAAGAAAAAAUCAAUGAGAAUUCAAUCAUUCAAUAACAAUUCAAACAACCAAAUCGAUAUUUUUGUGAUGUAUUUUAUAUAAACUUAUAAUUAGAUCUAAAGAUCUAAGGAUGGGAGAAAAGAAGCAAAGAUUGUAUUCGAUCAAAGUUUUAAAAGUAAGAAGUUAUUAACAGAUAUUCAGCAAAAUUCUUUGAAUUUUAUUGUUUAUUUAGAGAAUAAUGAAAUUUCUCAUGUGAUAAGAUAAUAAAUUCAAUUAGAUUCAGAAAACAAUUCAAUAUUUUAAGGAAAUGAAGUAACAGUUAAAAUUGGAUGAUA